Messenger RNA from Drosophila ananassae, 1353 nucleotides. Its product is annotated as putative gustatory receptor 36a. The coding region runs from base 9 to 1244 and encodes 411 amino acids. Gene Ontology annotation, biological process: sensory perception of taste. The transcript is spliced from 2 exons. Gene Ontology annotation, cellular component: membrane. The record is from RefSeq and is a predicted model, not a curated record. Lineage: Eukaryota; Metazoa; Arthropoda; Insecta; Diptera; Drosophilidae.
UUAUCGAAAUGUCUGACUGGGUCGGUUGGUUGCUAAAGGGUCUGUACUACUAUGGAUUUUUAAUCGGCGUCUCUAACUUCGAAGUUAAUUGGAAUACGGGUCGCGUUCACACAACUUCAAGAAGUACGACUCUAGCAGCUUUCAGGAAUAUUCUGACAAUGAUGCUAUUGCUUGUGUAUUUGAUUGGCAACACCCACUUGAACAUCAUCUCUAAAAAGGCAAAUAAAUUACACGAGCAUGUGGUUCAUGUGAUGGCAGUGCUGAGAUCGAUUGCUGGUAUGAACUUGUGUCAAGCUCAAAAAGUGCAAUCGAAAAAUAUAUUUUUCUUGUUAUUAGGAUUUACUGUUAUACUCUAUAGAUGGCGCCAACGCACCAAACUGAUGCUUCUGGUGAGGAUGUUGUUCCGACUUUUCCGGCACAGGCCACUAACGAUGAGGAAGUCUCGCUGGCUGAUUUUCAGCAGGGUCCUUACAGUUUGCAUAUCCGACGUUCUUCAAGUUGUCCUCACCCUGCAGAGCUUGAAUCACCUCGGGUCCAGGCAGAUGGUAGGAAUGACCUUCCAGUUCUUCAUGGCGGCCCUUACGAGUUUCGCCAUAACCCAGCAUUAUCUGGUAAUGCUGUUUGUGCGCCUUCAGUACCAGAUUCCCAACUCCGAGCUGCAGAAGCUGAUUGAGGAGAGUCGCUGGCUGAGCUACCAUUCCCCCCGCAAUGGAGUGUUCAUGACCAGGUGCUGCUACCUGGCAGACCAACUGGAGGAUAUUGGCAACUGGCAGGACCAGAUCCAGUCGAUUGUGACGUUUCUGGGAGAGGUGUUUGGUGUGCAGGGACUUCUGGGCUACACUGGAACCUAUAUUAACACAGUGGGAACCAUUUACCUCAUCUACAGCCUCUACAAGUACGGAUCCGAGGCUUUGGGACUGCCAAUGAAGUCCGUAAUAUUGUUGUUUAUUUGGUGCACCUUUGAUUACCUCAAUGCCCUCAGGAGCCAUAUCCUUAUGCUAAGUAUUUUGGACGAGCAUCAGAAGACCAAGCGCCUCUUAGAGGAGUGCCCCGUGUUUGCUUCAGGCUUGGACGUUCGACUAGAACAAUCGUUUGAAAUCUUUCAGCUCCAGCUUAUUCGGAAUCCGUUGGAAAUGAACGUAUUGCAUGUGUUUCCCAUAAGUCAUACGUUCACCACAGCCAUGUUCGGAUCUUUAGCAAUGAAUACAAUAUACCUUAUACAAUACGAUAUGGAACAUUUUUAACUAUAUGAUAGAAAAUCAGUAUGCCCUUGACGCUCGGAAUACAAAUAGUCUACUACCCUAAUGUCGAUUGUUUAUUUUAAGCUUCUAGAAUCUAUAAUCUAGAUAUAAA